This is a messenger RNA of Sphaerulina musiva SO2202, 1376 nucleotides long. RefSeq names its product acyl-CoA dehydrogenase NM domain-like protein. Lineage: Eukaryota; Fungi; Ascomycota; Dothideomycetes; Mycosphaerellales; Mycosphaerellaceae. Gene Ontology annotation, molecular function: oxidoreductase activity, acting on the CH-CH group of donors; flavin adenine dinucleotide binding. The transcript is spliced from 3 exons. The record is from RefSeq and is a predicted model, not a curated record. Bases 9 to 1331 code for a protein of 440 amino acids.
CCUCGAUCAUGAAUUUCGAAAUUCCCCCUUCCCUCCAAACCUACCUCUCGCGUCUCGACGACUUCAUCGACCGCGAAAUCACACCCUUACAAGCCCAAAACGACAACGAGCGCUUCUUCGACCAUCGCAGAGAACAUUCCCGCACCGACUGGGACAACGGUGGACUCCCCCGCGAAGACUGGGAACAGCUGCUCCAGGAAGCCACGCGGAGAGCAGACCAGGCUGGAUUUUAUCGUUUCAGUUUGCCAAGGCAGUAUGGAGGUCAGAAUGAUAGCGCGGCGGGACGAGGGUCGAAUCUCUGGAUGGCGGUGAUUCGAGAACAUCUUGCUGCAAAAGGGUUGGGGCUGUUUAAUGAUUUGCAGAAUGAACAUAGUGUGUGUGGGAAUUUUCCGGAUGUGAUUAUGGUGCAACACUUCGGCAACGAGCAACAAAAGAAAGAAUUGAUCGAAGGCCGACUCGCAGGCAAAGUGCGAAUCACAUUCGGACUCACCGAACCGGGUCACGGCAGCGAUGCCACCUUCAUGCAAACGCGAGCAGUCAAACAGGAACAUGACGGAAGCUACAUCAUCAACGGCAGCAAAAUGUGGCAAACAGGAAUGCACAAAGCCACCAACUGCUUCAUCUUCGCUCGCACAAGCGGCAAAGAUGGCAGUGCCCAAGGCAUCACAUGCUUCAACGUCCCCAGCAACAGCACCGGCUUACAAGUGGAAUCCUACGAAUGGACCAUAAACAUGCCCACCGACCACGCCACCAUCUCCCUCACGAAUGUUCGCGUCCCCGCAUCUUCCAUCAUCGGUCCUCUCGACCAAGGUCUCUCCGUCGCGCAAGCCUUUGUCCACGAAAACCGCAUCCGCCAAGCAGCUUCGUCGCUCGGCGCAGCAGUCUAUUGCAUCAAUCAAUCCGUCGCAUAUGCUCGACAACGCCAACCGUUUGGGAAACCUCUGGCGGCAAACCAAGCCAUUCAAUUCCCGUUGGUGGAACUUGCGACGCAAUGCGAAAUGCUAAGGCUCUUGAUUCGCAAAACUGCCGUGGAAAUGGAUGCGAUGGCACAUGCUGACGUCGAGCGGAAACUUAGUGAUAAAGUGAGCAUGUGUAACUAUUGGGCGAAUAGGCUGUGUACGCAAGCUGCUGAUCGAGCUAUUCAGACGUUUGGUGGUUGGGGAUAUAGUCGCCAUUAUCCCUUCGAGCACAUUUGGAGACAUCAUCGCAGAUACAGAAUCACCGAAGGCAGUGAAGAGAUUCAAAUGCGCAAAGUUGCUGCCUAUCUCUUUGGCUUUGUGGGACCGCGAAAAGCUGAAAUGGAGCUUGCGGCGGCGGGUGCGAAAUUGUAGUUACAUAUGUACCUACCUGGUAUGAAAAGAAAUAACCUGAUCUAG